Molecule: messenger RNA, 1468 nt
Organism: Rubroshorea leprosula
Lineage: Eukaryota; Viridiplantae; Streptophyta; Magnoliopsida; Malvales; Dipterocarpaceae
Source: the annotation of a GenBank genome assembly
CCUGUGAUUUUUAAACCCUCCCCUUCUCCGGGCGUGUGGGGAAAUUCCUGUUUUCUGAUGCCGUCUUUUUCCGCCGGGAUUUUCUAAUGGUACAGGACCAAGCUCUGGCAAUGGCGGAACGUGGGUUGGUCAAAGAGGAAGAGCUGUUGGAGCUGUCAUUUCCGUAUUCUCUUGAAACUGUUGCCAAGUCGCACUCUGCUCCGUCCAAGUACCCUGCUGCCGGUGACGAUGAAGAUGAGUUGGACAAUUCUUUUGUCUUUCAAAUUGAUCGGAGCUUGUUGAUUAAUCCUCUCCGUGUCUCGCUCGAUGAAAUGAUUGGCGAAGGAUAUCACUCCAUUGUCUACAACGGAUUAUAUGAUUCCAAUCCAGUUGCUGUGAAGGUUAUUCAGCCAAGCAGAACAUCAAUAGUAAGUUGGGAACGUAAAGAGAAAUUUCAGAGGGAGGUUUUACUGCUAUCCAGGACGAAACAUGAGAAUGUUGUAAAGUUUAUUGGUGCUUCUGUCGAACCAACGAUGAUGAUAGUUACUGAAUUGAUGAGAGGUGGUACACUUCAGAAAUAUUUGUGGAGCAUUCGUCCUGAGCGUCUUGAUAUGAGGCAUUCUUUAAGUCUUGCAUUGGAUAUUUCCCGAGCUAUGGAGUGCUUGCAUGCCAAUGGCAUCAUUCAUCGUGACCUGAAGCCAAGUAUUUCAUUCACUUUUGACAUCCGUAUCUGCAAUUUACUUCUCACGGAAGACAAAAAACAAAUAAAGCUGGCUGACUUUGGGCUUGCUAGAGAAGAGAUAAUGGAUGAAAUGACUUGUGAGGCUGGUACUUACCGGUGGAUGGCUCCUGAGUUAUAUAGCAGAGAUCCACUUCCCGUUGGAGUGAAGAAACACUAUGACCACAAGGUGGAUGUAUACAGCUUUUCAAUUGUUGUCUGGGAGUUGCUGACAAACAGAGCUCCAUUCAAGGGGAGGCCUAAUAUUACAGUUGCAUAUGCUACAGCGAAUAAUGAAAGGCCUAGCUUGGAAAAUCUUCCAGAAGAUAUUGCAUCGCUCUUGCAGUCAUGUUGGGAUGCAGAUCCAAAUGUCCGGCCAGAAUUCAGAGAAAUAACAAUCUCUCUCACAAACAUCCUCAACAGCUUAGGCUCAACAGACAUCCAACCUGCAAGCCCUGCUGAUAUUGAAGGUUCCAAAGACAAUGCCAAGGAAGGUGCCAUUAGCAGCGACGAAGUUACAAACAAGUCGCAAAAUAAGCACAAGAGGCGUAAGAGUUCAUUUUCUGUCUUCCUCAGUUGCUGUCAUGGCCUCUCAUCUGAUACAUAAACUGGGAUGAUGUGUGAUGUCCUUUUUUCUUUUUUUUUUUGAGGAAUCUUGUCUGGGGUUAGAAGCUGAGGACUCCAAACUCGGGUUAUAAACUAGAAAUGUAUAGCUUGACAGCUGCAAAUCCUAACUGCGCUGCAAUAUUUUCAUAAACAUCAUAUAGAACU